Messenger RNA from Callithrix jacchus (white-tufted-ear marmoset), 4127 nucleotides. NCBI's taxonomy places the organism in Eukaryota, Metazoa, Chordata, Mammalia, Primates, Cebidae. The record is from RefSeq and is a predicted model, not a curated record.
CUCACCUUCGCGCUGUCCAGGCGAGUCGGUGAGGCGGCCCGGGGUGAGUUGGCUCCGGCUGCCGGGUGGGGACUGGAAGGGAUGUGUGGUGUCCUCGGAGCCCGGCCCGGCAGAGGCUGUGGCCCCCGCAGGGACUGAGCGGAGCUCGGCAGGGAGCGGACCCGCAGCCGGCACUGCCGCCUCCACUCGCCUUGGAUCCUGAAUCCUCCUUAGGGCGAAGGGUCCUGCGUCCCGGUCCAUGCCGGCUGUGGUCUGGGGCGUGCGGCGGGGGUCCCCCAGACCCGCUUCGCCGACCCGGACUGUUGUGCAGCGAUGAGGCUGCAAGCAGGAGGCGGAGGCCUGGCGAGGUGGGGCUGCUCCGGGGAGCACCAGGCUCUGUCACGAGGCCUCCUCCCGCCGGCGCUUCCCCGCGAUGCGGUUUCCCGCAGCCUUCUUUCCCCGGACGCAGUUUUACCCUAUCCACGGGUUGGGGCAUGAAUUGUAAUAGAGGUGAGACGUUAGUGUAGCAGGCAAUAACGCAGCAAAAUAACUUUUGGUUUUGACAAGGGCCACGCACAGCGUAAACCAAGGAGAUAAAAUUGUGAGAGGGUAGCUUUGGCGGUCAGGGCGGCUCUGAGAGCUAACAAACUGAAAUCUGGGACAUAGUGAGCAGGGUGCCCCAGGUCCCUGAGGAACAGCGUUUAUUGUACGUAUGCAGGGAGGUGACCCCUCCUAGUCUUCCAGACCCCAGUUAAAUAUUACUUCCCCCAGUAACAUUUCGUGUGGUUCUCCAUCUAAAUGAGCACCCUCCUCCCCUUGACAUUUUCUCUCUCAGCACUUGAAGCAACAACUUGAUCUGUUGUCAUAUCACUGUGCGAUUACCAGUGCUGUUUAAUGUGACUGAAGAUGUAUUUCCUAAUUCCAAAGAUAGAACUAAAAGCAGGGUUUUUUUAACCCUCUAACCAGGACAUGCACUCCCCGGACAUGAACAAAGAAAAAACAACGCAUGCACUGUCUCUAGCACCUGCUCCUCCACAAAGGGUACCCUGGAAUGGUGAUGGCACUUCCGAUGCCCGGACCCCAGGAGGCUGUUGUGUUCGAGGAUGUGGCUGUGUACUUCACGAGGAUAGAGUGGAGUUGCCUGGCCCCCGACCAGCAGGUACUCUACAGGGACGUGAUGCUGGAGAACUAUAGGAACUUGGCCUCGCUAGGCUUUCUUGUUGCCAAACCAGCACUGAUCUCCCUCUUGGAGCAAGGAGAGGAGCCAGGGGCCUUGAUUCUGCAGGUGGCUGAACAGAGAGGGGCCAAAACCAGCCUGUGCACAGAUUCUAGGAUGGAGGCCGGGAUCAUGGAGUCUUCUCUGCAGAGAAAGCUCUCCAGGCAGGCAGGACUCUCAGGCACGGUGUGGAGGUGCCUCCCUGAGGAGGACCCCGCACCACCCCACCCGCAUAGUGGUCCUGAGGAAGGGUCAGAGAAGCAAACCCCCACUCCGGAGCGCAGCGCCUCCCCAGGGCUUCUGCAAGAAGACCUGGGCCGGCCCAUAGGGAGCUCAGCUCCGCGCUACAGGUGCGGGUGCGGCAAAGCGUUCAGAUACAACUCCCUGCUGCUCAGGCACCAGAUCAUCCACACUGGCGCCAAGCCCUUCCAGUGCACGGAGUGCGGGAAGGCCUUCAAGCAGAGCUCCAUCCUGCUGCGGCACCAGCUGAUCCACACCGAGGAGAAGCCGUUCCAGUGCAGCGAGUGCGGCAAGGCCUUCCGGCAGAGCACGCAGCUGGCUGCCCACCACCGCGUCCACACCCACGAGCGGCCUUACGCGUGCAACGAGUGCAGCAAGACCUUCAGCCGCAGCUCCCGGCUGCUGCAGCACCAGAAGUUCCACACCGGGGAGAAGGCCUACGAGUGCGGCGAGUGCGGCAAGGCCUUCUGCCGCAGGUUCACCCUCAACGAGCAUGGCCGCAUCCACAGCGGGGAGCGGCCCUACCGGUGCCUGCAGUGCGGGCAGCGCUUCAUCCGGGGGUCCUCGCUCCUGAAGCACCACCGCCUGCAUGCCGAGGAGGGUCCCCAGGAUGGCGGCGCGGGGCAGGGAGCCCUGCUCGGAGUGGCACAGAGGCCACAGGCGGGGGGCCGGUCCUACGAGUGCCCGGCGUGCAGGAAGCCGUUCCGACACCACUCCCUGCUGCUGCUGCACCUGCACCUGCACACUGGCGAGAAGCCAUUCGUGUGCGCAGAGUGCGGCAAGGCCUUUGGUCGCAAGUCCAACCUCACUCUGCACCAGAAAAUCCACACCAAGGAGAAGCCCUUCGCGUGCACCGAGUGUGGCAAGGCCUUCCGCAGGAGCUACACGCUGAACGAACACUACCGGCUCCACAGCGGCGAGAGGCCAUACCAAUGCCGCUCCUGCGGGAGGGCCUGCAGCCGCCUGUCCACCCUCAUCCAGCACCAGAAGGUGCAUGGCCACGAGCAGCGGGAGGACAUGGAGGGCAGGCGGGCGCCUCGCUGGGCUUCCUGAUGACUGGGACAACAGUCCGAGGAUUCACACGGGAAGCCUGCACAAGCGGGCGCGGCCCUAGCGCAGAAAUUCGAAUCCCACGUCCUGAAGGUGCAGCAGAGUCUUGAGAAGGGGCCAGCUCUCACCCGGAGCGCUCGGCCUCUUGCUCCAGCUGGUCAGUGGGGAGGGAAAGGGCACCUAGUGGCCCAUGGUGUGGCCUCAGGAAUCAGCAUCAGCCACCAUUUCCUGGGACCUCUGGGAAACGUCCAGGAGCUGGCAGAGAAGUGAGGGAGGGAGGGGCAGCUGUGCUCAAUCCCCAAAGAGCAGAGCAAAGGGGACGCCAUAGACAUUCAUGCAGCCUGGCACAGCCAGGUUUUCUCAGCACCAGGCCCUGCGUGGUGGUAAAUUUCAGGUGGUGUAAAGCUGACUCAGGAUAGAAGAUGCCAUGUGUCCUGCCUGUAAUCUCAUCACUUUGGGAGGCCAAGGCAGGAGGUUUGCUUGAGACCAGCCUGGGCAACAUAGUGAAACUUCUCUACAAAAAAUUAAAAAAUUAGCCAGGCAUGGUGGCAUGUGCUUCUAGGUUGUAGUCCCAGCUACUUGGGAGGCUGAAGUGGGAGGAUGGGUUGAGCCUGGGAGGUCAAGGCUGCAGUGAGCUAUGACAGCACCACUGCACUCUAGCCUGGGUGACAGAGUGAGACCCUGGUUUUUUUGUUUGUUUGUUUGUUUUUUUUAAAGAAAACCCUCAAAAAGAAAAGAAAGAACAGCCUCAAUGGCUGGUGGGGCAUUUAUUUAUUUAUUUGAGACAGGAUAUCUGUGUCAGUCAGCCUGGAGUGCAGUGGCUCAGUCGUGGCUUACUGCAGCCUUGCACUCCCAGGCUCAAGAGUUUCUCCCACCUCAGCCUCCUGCAUAGCUAGGACUAAGGUACACACCACUGCAUCUGGCAGCUGGUGAAGCAUUGUUUCUGAGUGUGUGAGGGUGUUUUGUUGGACUUGGUGAAGAUCUGCUCUCAGUGUGGUCAAGCACAUCCAGUUGGUUGGGGGCCCAGAUGGAACACAGAAGAGCAAAUUUUCUCUCAUCUGGAGGGAGACACCCAUCUUCCCUUGUCCUUGGACAGUAGGACUCUAGGUUCCUCCACCUUUGGACUCAAGACUUGCCACAGAGGCCUCCCAGGGCUCUCGAGCAGUCAGCCUCAGAAUGAGAGUUAAACCACUGGCUUCCUUGGUUCUCCCAUAUUCUUACCUGGACUGAGCCACACUAAUGGCUUCUCUGGGUCUCCAGCUUACAGACAGCCUGUGAGAGAAUUUCUCAGCCUCCAUAAGUAUGUGGACCAAUUCCCCUAAUAAAUCCACUUUUCUGGCUGGGCUCGGUGGCUCAAGCCUGUAAUCCCAGCAUUUGGGGAGGCAGAGGUGGGCGGAUCACCUGAGGUCAGGAGUUUGAGACCAGCCUGGGUGAAACCCUGUCUCUAUUAAAAAUACAAAAAUUAUCCGGGCAUGGUGGUGGCUGCCUGUAAUUCCAGCUACUUGGGAGGCUGAGGCAGGAGAAUCACUUGAACCUGAGAAGUGGAGGUUGCAGUGAGCCGAGAUCGCACCACUGCACUCCAACCUGGGUGACAGAGCAAGACACUGCCUCCAAAAAAAUAAAAGAAAUCCCCUCUCCUAAA